AUGGUGGUUAUCUUUAGCGUCACGAGCAAACCAGAGAUGAGAAGAGCCAGAGAAGAAUUCAGGACUGGGAAGGAAAGGAAUAAAGCAGACAGGUAUGCGUUGGAUUGCCAGGAGAAGGCAUACUGGCUGGUCCACCGAUGCCCUCCGGGAAUGAACAAUGUGCUGGACUAUGGCCUGGACCGAGUGACGAAUCCGAAUGAAGUUCAGGUAAACCAGAAACAAACAAUCACUGCUGUCAGAAAAGAGAUCAUGUAUUACCAACAGGCCUUAAUGAGGUCCACGGUGAAGUCUUCGGUGUCCCUUGGAGGGAUCGUCAAAUACAGCGAGCAAUUUCUGUCCAAUGAUGCCAUCAUGUCAGGCUGCCUCCCUAGCAAUCCUUGGAUAACAGAUGACACCCAGUUCUGGGACUUGAAUGCCAAAUUGGUGGAAAUCCCAACCAAGAUGCGGGUGGAGCGAUGGGCUUUCAACUUCAGUGAACUGAUCCGAGACCCCAAGGGCCGACAGAGCUUCCAGUACUUUCUCAAGAAAGAAUUCAGUGGGGAGAAUCUGGGAUUCUGGGAAGCCUGUGAAGAUCUGAAGUACGGAGAUCAGUCCAAGGUCAAGGAGAAAGCGGAGGAGAUUUACAAGCUAUUCUUGGCCCCCGGGGCGAGGCGGUGGAUAAACAUAGAUGGCAAAACCAUGGACAUCACGGUCAAGGGGCUGAGGCACCCUCACCGCUACGUGCUGGACGCCGCGCAAACCCACAUCUACAUGCUCAUGAAGAAGGAUUCUUAUGCUCGCUAUUUAAAAUCUCCAAUCUAUAAGGAAAUGCUGGCCAAAGCCAUUGAACCUCAGGAAACCACCAAGAGAAGCUCCGGUCUCCCAUUUAUGCGACGCCACCUGCGUUCCAGCCCGAGCCCCGUCAUCCUGAGGCAGCUGGAAGAAGAAGCCAAGGCUCGAGAAGCAGCCAACACGGUGGACAUCACCCAGCCGGGCCAGCACACCGCUCCCAGCCCCCACCUGGCCGUGUACACAGGGACCUGCGUGCCCCCGUCUCCUUCGGGUCCCUUCUCCCCCUCCUGCCGCUCCCCCAGGAUGCCUUUCCCCUCGCCGGGCCGCUUCAUCCGGAGGCCCAGCAGCACCAUCUGCCCCACGCCUAUGAGGGUGGCCUCGGAGAGCUCCGAGCAGACGGGGGCCGCUGGUGCCUCCGGGGCCUGCCCGGGGCCCUCCGACACUGCCGGGGGUGAGGCCUCGGCCGAACACCCCUGGGUCCGGCCCAAGGCCCGCGUGGCUCUGUCCUUCAGCAGGUUUCUGAGACGGGGCUGUUCCGCUUCCCCGGUCUUUGCCAGGCUCUCGCCCAAGUGCCCGCCCGUGUCCCACGGGAAGGUGCAGCCCCUGGGGGACGUGGGCCAGCAGGUGUCACGGCUGAAAUCCAGGAGAGUAGCAAACUUUUUCCAGAUCAAAAUGGACGUGCCUACGCAGAGUGGGACCUGCCUGAUGGACUCGGAGGACACCGGGACAGGAGACUCGGGUGACCGGGCCGAGGAGAAGGAGGUCAUCUGUCCCUGGGAGAGCGUGGCCGAGGGGAAAGCUAGCUGAGCCGGGGGCGCUGGACCAAGAAGACGCUCCCAGCAGACCCUGCCAGAUGGGGCCACGGGCUCUCGAACCCAAGUGCAUUUCGAUCACAUUUGGGGCCUGGAGAGAGAAGACGGGAUGGAUUGUGGGGAAGAGUGCACUGGCUGGGGUCCCGAUGGCCGAUUCCCACCCUCCCUCCUGACCUUCCUUUCCUUGGGCAGAAGAAAGGCAUGUGGACCAGAGGACUUUACUUGCUGCCUUAAAACCAAUAAGAGGUUAACUUGUGAGAGUCUCUUGGCCUGGGAUGUUAGUGUGCGUCUGGUUUUAUUAGUUAGCUAUGAGCUACUAUUUAUCA
Molecule: messenger RNA, 1909 nt
Organism: Lynx canadensis (Canada lynx)
Lineage: Eukaryota; Metazoa; Chordata; Mammalia; Carnivora; Felidae
Gene: RGS9
Product: regulator of G protein signaling 9
Exons: 14
Coding region: 1-1578 (525 amino acids)
Biological process (GO): G protein-coupled receptor signaling pathway; regulation of G protein-coupled receptor signaling pathway
Source: RefSeq, a predicted model, not a curated record